Messenger RNA from Siniperca chuatsi (mandarin fish), 1644 nucleotides. Its product is annotated as retinol dehydrogenase 8-like. The coding region runs from base 111 to 1181 and encodes 356 amino acids. Gene Ontology annotation, biological process: estrogen biosynthetic process. The transcript has 7 exons. Gene Ontology annotation, cellular component: cytoplasm. The record is from RefSeq and is a predicted model, not a curated record. NCBI's taxonomy places the organism in Eukaryota, Metazoa, Chordata, Actinopteri, Centrarchiformes, Sinipercidae. Gene Ontology annotation, molecular function: estradiol 17-beta-dehydrogenase [NAD(P)+] activity.
AGUUACUGCACCUGGCAAAGAAUUAGUCUGGUACAUAACCCCCCCGUGACACAGCAACUCGUCGUUUUUACACUUUGGUUUUUGAACGGAUUAAACAAACAAGAUAUAACAUGUUACUUAAUGAGCUUCAGAGGUGCUGUGGCUCUCACCUUAAAUCACCACUGAUCCUGCAGAGCUGCUUGUCUGCUGGUGUCUCAGUGACAACAGAGCGGAGAGGCAGCGGAGCCAUGGCGAGUCCCGGACAGAAAGUGGUUCUGAUCACCGGCUGCUCCUCCGGCAUCGGCCUGAGGAUGGCCGUGAUGCUGGCCAACGAUGAACAGAAGCGCUAUCACGUCAUAGCAACGAUGCGUGAUCUGAAACGUAAAGAUAAGCUUGUGGAAGCUGCCGGGGAUGCAUACGGGAAAACUCUUUCUUUGGCUGUACUGGACGUCUGCAACGAUGAGUCCGUCAAACAAUGUAUUGACGGCAUCAAAGAUCGACACGUGGAUGUUCUCAUCAAUAAUGCAGGUAUCGGCCUAGUGGGUCCAGUGGAGAGCAUCCCUAUCGAAGAGAUGAAGAAAGUGUUUGAUACCAAUUUCUUCGGGGUGAUCCGCAUGAUCAAGGAGGUGAUGCCUGACAUGAAGAAAAGGAAAGGAGGACACAUCAUCGUGGUUAGCAGUGUGAUGGGACUGCAAGGUGUGGUGUUUAAUGACGUGUACGCAGCCUCUAAGUUUGCAAUGGAGGGCUUCUGUGAGAGUUUGGCUGUGCAGCUCUUGAAGUUUGAUGUCACAUUGUCACUGAUUGAGCCGGGGCCAGUGCACACAGAAUUUGAGGCGAAGAUGAUUCAAGAUGUGAAGCAGAAGGAGUAUCCUGGAGCUGAUCCUGAAACCGUGCAUUACUUCAAGAACGUCUAUCUUCCUUCUUCUGUUGACAUCUUUGAGACACUGGGACAAACGCCUGAUGACGUCGCCAGAUGUACCAAGAAAGUGAUUGAAGCAAGCAGACCGCGUUUCCGUAAUCUGACCAACCCCUUGUACACACCCAUUGUAGCGCUGAAAUACGCUGAUGAAACUGGAGGCCUGUCUGUCCAUGCCUUCUACCACAUGCUCUUUAACCUGGGUCCUCUGAUGCACGUCAGCAUGAUUGCCAUGAAGUACCUCACCUGUGGAUGUCUGAGGAGCAGGACAGUUUCACCAAAUUAGAAACUUAUAUCUAGACAAUGUGAACAAACAGUUUCCAAGAGUUUAUCUUUUGUGACCUGCCAUAUUUCCUGCUGUAUAUAUGCAGUCUGUAUUGUAAUGAACAGUCCUAUCUAUUUUCUCUUCUCUGUGUAGAGUUGUAGCUUAUGAAUGUACAGCUAUCCCACCUGAAUCCAGAUGAGUUUAAACACCACAGUUUUUAAGAUUUAUUAGCCUACCUCGAGUGCCAAAUGAGUAGGCUUUGCCCUUAUGAGACAAUAUACUGUAGCCUGAUUUCAUUAUUAUAUAAUCAGUCCCGCACAACUUCCCAUUUGAGAUUGUUUUAUACUUCAACUGGUUCAGAAAGAUGUCCUACACCUUGUUUAUUUGUAGCCUAUCUAUUUGCAUCUAUCUACAUAUUUUUCAAAUUCCGCCAAUGUAAUGGAGCAACUGUUUUGGCAUUAAAUAUUGUAAUUUAUAACUUCCA